This is a messenger RNA of Marasmius oreades (fairy-ring Marasmius), 1194 nucleotides long. RefSeq lists its product as uncharacterized. The transcript is spliced from 5 exons. The record is from RefSeq and is a predicted model, not a curated record. Lineage: Eukaryota; Fungi; Basidiomycota; Agaricomycetes; Agaricales; Marasmiaceae. Bases 1 to 1194 code for a protein of 397 amino acids.
AUGAGCCAUGUCAUGAAUAGCUUACCAACACACACACCAGCCCCCGAAUCGCUAGCUUUUCGCGCCAACUUGGCCCGCCUUGUAUCUCCCCUCAGGCGCAUCCGGCCAACUGUUCCUUUCUGGCGCCUCGCAGCACACAGAAUACCAACACUUCAUUUAUAUCGAGAUCUACUAAGGACAGCUCCGACAGACCAUAUUCACUGGAGGGUGAGGAACAUAUUCAGGCGAAAUCAUCAUUUAACUGCUAUCGAGACUACGAAACGAGAGCUCACGAAAGGAUACAAGUGGUUGGGAAUAUUCCAAUCAGCCGCUUCAGGCGACCCAAAAUGGCAAGCCGUACUUGAGAGAUACGACCGGAUGGUUGAAUCGAAAAUCGAGAAAGAACAUUGGAGAGAUCUAAUUGACAAGGAACUGGAAUGGCAACACCGACUGAAAAACCGGCCGAUACUGACGGGAGGUAUACUUCAUGCAACGCCUGUGAACCCUCCCAUACCUCGAAUGAAACCCCAGCCUAUGGAGAUCAGCCGGAUAAUGGUAAAGCGUAUGAAACAGAGGGAAAAGAGGUUUGCAAAGUUGAACACUUUGUCUGAGUACAGAGAUAUGGCAAGGCGGGAACGGGAAUUUGAGGAGGGCUUGAUUGGGAAGCAUGUUGACGGUGAUAAGGCUGUUUGGGGUGGAAAAGCUUUCAAGGAUUGGGCUGUACAGCUAUCAGAGAGCUCCAAGACAAUUUAUGCAGAUCUUACGCGACAAACGGAGAAGUUCCUUGCGCCUUAUCCCCCUGAGCUGCUAGAACAGGUUGCAGAGGCUCGACGCAACAAAAUCGAGAACAAGACCAGGGAACACGAGCGGGAGCGUCGUGGAGAAAUAUUGAAAUCUACCUUCCGGCGACAGCGAAGAGGACUCCCAGCGCAUCUCUUGUCGAGGCUGACCAAAGACCAAGUCGAACAGGAAUUAAUCGUUCGACGCAGUGUCGCUGAGGUGGGAUACAUUGGACAGUUGAAGCAGAAAAAGGGAUGGAAACUGCGGACACCCAAGGAUGAAGGCAAAUCGGAGGAGAAAGUCUGGAGUGUUAUUGAUGGGACUUGGACCUCUCCCCUUUUUGAGAACGCGUUGAGGAAAAGAGGAGAGGCGAUCAUGGAAGAAAAUGAGACGAGAGAGACAGAGACAAGUACCGAGGGUGCGGCAACAACCUGA